Molecule: messenger RNA, 2483 nt
Organism: Pollicipes pollicipes
Lineage: Eukaryota; Metazoa; Arthropoda; Thecostraca; Pollicipedomorpha; Pollicipedidae
Product: post-GPI attachment to proteins factor 3
Exons: 7
Coding region: 614-1546 (310 amino acids)
Biological process (GO): GPI anchor biosynthetic process
Cellular component (GO): endoplasmic reticulum membrane
Molecular function (GO): hydrolase activity, acting on ester bonds
Source: RefSeq, a predicted model, not a curated record
GGUGAAUGGGUUACCCCAUCUCUUUGUCGGGGGCAGACUGGAAGCGCAUUUCAGCAAUACUUUGUAGCUCUGGUGCAAACCAACGCCAUUUCUCAGCUUAAAAUGCUUCAUUAAAUGUGUUAAGUCGAAAAAAAUCGGUUCAUGCAGAUAUCUAUGCUUAAACCACCUCGCAGAAAACGGCGUUUUCACGCAGCCGUGGCAUUGGUGCCAUAUGAUGUAGUCUCAUGAUGACGUCACAGCAUCGCUACCCAGAAUGUAGUAAUGCCAGGGCUUGGGCGGCGGGACGAAUCAGUUCCGUGCUGGUGUUUUUGCGUUGAGGGGGUGUCGUGUGCGGACAGCGAUAUCACGCUGUCGUUUUAAGCAUUGUUUGUUCAUGGGAGGGCGUGCUUCUGUGACUGUAAGACGAAUAAUGAAUGAUACGAAACGUGUCAUUUGGAAGGAUGGGACGGCUAGAACACAUUAUCGAAACAUUGGAAUGUUCUGCGUGCGUUUCUAACCUGAACUUUGUUCAUACACUGAUUUGCUUUUUGAUAACCUCCAGCCAUACACGCCCAGUUCUCCAUUGACUAUAUUGCAGGUUUCACAGCACAAGUCUGCAUUGCACAAACAAGUCAUGCACCAAGACCUAUUCUUUGUGGUCUUUCUCAUAUGUUGCUUUGGUCUAGGAUGUUGUUCUUCUGGGGAUAGAUCACACUGGUUUCAAUCAUGCCUUGCAAAUUGUGUGGAAAAUAAUUGCACAAACACCGAAGGUCCAGCAAGAGGUUUGAUUUGGACCUGCUCAGAUGAUUGCAAGUAUGAAUGUAUGUGGAGCACAGUGGAAACCUUUGUUGACAAUGGAAUGGGUGUUCCACAGUUUUAUGGUAAAUGGCCGUUCGUGCAGUGGCUAGGGCUUCAGGAGCCUGCCAGUGCCAUCUUCUCUAUCCUGAACCUGCUCGGCCAUGUGCUGAUGCUGCGUCGCUUCACGUCACUGGUACCUCGACACGCGCCGCUCUUCUGGCUCUGGAUCACCUACAGCCUGGUUUGCAUCAACGCUUGGCUGUGGUCCACGGUGUUCCACGCCAAGGAUACCGACCUCACUGAGAAGCUCGACUACUUCUGUGCGUUCUCCAUGGUCCUCUUCUCAUUCUACUCGGCAUGCAUAAGGUUUUUCGGGCCGCAGCUGUCGUGGCCCACAGUGACGAUUACGCUGCUCUGUCUGGGCUUCAUGAUCUACCACAUCUUCUAUCUGUCGCUGGUCAUGUUUGACUACGGCUACAACAUGAGGGCCAACAUCCUCGUCGGCGCUGUAAACGUGACCGCCUGGCUGGCGUGGUGCCACCAGCAGCGCGAGCGUGCCGCCCACGUCUGGAAGUGCGCUGCCACGGUGGUCUUGGUGUCGGUGUCCGUGCUGCUGGAGACGGCCGACUUCCCGCCGCUCGCCUGGACGCUGGACGCGCAUGCGCUCUGGCACCUCAGCACCUGUCCCCUGCCGCUGCUUUGGUACAGUUUCCUCAUCGACGACUGCCUGUACCAGUUAAGCCAGAAGAAGCUGCAGAAGUCUGUAUGAUAUUCGGUUUACUUCAUCCCCCACCUCACUCCGGGCUCCGUCUCUCAAGCGACCCCGCGUGAGAUUGCUUCCAACUGUCGGUUGGAUGCCCGGCCACCAGGUGGCAGAAGCGCGCAAGGCUUGCCCAUCCGUCACUGGUUGUGGCCGGGCGGCGGCUGCUUGCGUGCGCAGGCUGAGAGGACGCCCUCGUUGACCUGCGAUCACGGGCUCCCUCACGGACGCGCUGAAGGCUACAACAGCUGACUUCAGGACCGACUACAAUGGCGCACGGGGAGCGUUUUGGAGCGCAGUGGUUCAUCUGAGCUGUGCUUCCCCGUCAGGUCUGUGAUCAACGCGUUCUGAGAGUAUGCCGACGGCGCACUUGUCAUCGGUACAGUGCUUAUUCUGAACGAAAUGCCAUACGCCGAUGUGAAAUGAUGUCGGUAUCAGCUACCAGCAUCCUGAGUCCAAGAACACCUGAAGGUCGGAAGGCUGUGGAAAGGUUAUCGGAUAGUCAUUGACGGGCAGUUGAAUGGUCACAAUGUGCCCUUGGUGGAACGCGUCCUGAACUUUUCGUCGGAUUUGACCCAGUUGUUCAUUUCGAUGUGUUGCAGCCGGGGCAUCUGUAAGCAUGGCAUGGGAAGCUUGAAGCAAACCAUUGGCUGUUUUCAUUUGUCUUCAACAUUGCAUCUUUCACCAGUGGUGUUAUGAUUUCGCCUAUGUUGAAGAAAGUGCCCUUUGUCUUCUAGUCACGUGUUAAUUCCACAUACAAAGUUCAUGGCGUGUUUUCAUAUGUUCGUUGCCGUAUCCGUAUGUUCGAUGUGCUGUAACUGUAGCACAAUGAAACAGGAUUGGUGUAUGUUACGCAAUGCAACUAGAUGCAAUGCUAUAAUGAUUGAUACAUUAUUUAGAUAGGUUGUAAUAUAUCCUACUAUGCAUUCACCUUGGAUGCGAAUCA